AGCAUUGUAUUCACGCGGUUUUCUUUGCCUCGACGAUUCCUCAGUCCAUGAGACGUCUUGAAUGUCUGCUAUCACCGGUUUUCGGCAACAGAAUGCUCCUCUCUGAGACCACGACCAAAAACGCCCAACAGUGUCCUAUCACGACAGCGGAUGUCGGUCGGGUCAGAGUCGCCACGUGGAACAUCGGCUCUGUACAGACGAACCCUCUGGAGUUCUGCGACGAUUCCGAUCAGCGAUUCACGCACUUCCUCAAGGAGUUCCAGUCAACCGCUGAGGCUUUGGACGCUGCUGGUGUUACUGUCGGAGAUCUCCUGAGAGAGGCCUUCCCUUUUAACGUGAGGUCUGCCUUACUUGACAACUAUGACACUCUCGGUCUACAUUCUCUCGAGGCGUCUGCUGAAGCCUUUGAUCCCCUCGCGCAGCUCAAAAUCUGGUCGGGAUUCCUCAACAGCACGAGCAUCGGUGACAGUCGUAUCAUUUCUUGGCCGGACCGUUUCACUAACGUCAUUGGGAACGGUCGGUGUAGGCCCUCUAUGAUUUCCUGUUACACUGGAGAGCUGUCUUGUACCAAGACCUGGUUGGAGAACUGGAUGAGCUUUAUGACGAGAGCCCGUAUACCUCCUUUGAAUGUGGAGAAGUAUAAUGUUGAAGCUUCCUAUAGGGAGAAUUACCAGUCGUUCUCACUCGCGGGUCUGGCAUUGUUCGACUCAGUACUUAUUGCCAUCUCCGAGCGGACCUCAGUAGACUGGCAGACGAUGCGUCUCGAUCGCAUCAAGUCGAUUACGCAACGCCCUCGACAACUCGUGGAGUAUGUUGCGCGAUACCUGUUCGGUCCCAAGGACAUGAUAAUGCUGCAAGAAGUCUCCGGAGAGAUCCUAGAUCGAAUUCUCUCGGUGGAUGAGAGUAAAGGAUAUGACCUGAUCGUCGAGCCGUCUCCCAAUGUGACGAAACAGCGAUCUGUGAUAUUCAUUAAAAAGGGCUGUGGCUUAGCUCUUGAGGUGAAGGCUUCCGAAACAGUGAGGGAGGCGAUAAGAGAUGAAGGCGAACGACGAGGUCUGGCAUCGGGAGAUCUGUCUGUCGCUGUUGUUACCACCCCGAAUGGUCAGCCACUGUUACUCGCGAGCUUCCAUGGUGAUACCAACGGUCGUUUAACAAUCCCAACUCUUGAGAUUCUGAGAAGCCUUGACUUACCUUUACUGGCGGGUGUUGAUGCUAACUGCUAUGCUGAUGCGGGCUCGCGAAACUUGGCAGUGCGAGAUUUUCUCGAGGCGCUCAACCGUAUGGGUAUUCAUCAUACUAGACCGACUACGACGACAAGGAAUCGUCGAACACCCUUGCAGGCUCAGUCGGCUAAAACCGGCGUCGUCGAUGAGAACCCAAAGGACUACGUUCUGCUUAGGGGUGAAGGGAUGACGAUUGGCAAAACUCUGAUGGACGACGGAGUGAGCAAUGACCGUCCGCUGCCGAACUCGUGUUUCCCGUCUGAUCACGCGAUAGUCGAGACCGAAGUUGGCUGGUAA
This is a messenger RNA of Perkinsus marinus ATCC 50983, 1520 nucleotides long. RefSeq lists its product as hypothetical. The record is from RefSeq and is a predicted model, not a curated record. The transcript has a single exon. The coding region runs from base 48 to 1520 and encodes 490 amino acids. NCBI's taxonomy places the organism in Eukaryota, Perkinsozoa, Perkinsida, Perkinsidae.